UUUAGAGAUAAUAUGUGUCAUUGUUUAUGACCAGAAUAAAACCAUACAACUAUUUUGAGCAACAAGUCACUAUGGUAACAGUUUUUCUGAUUAAAUUUAGAGUUGCAAUGCCUCCUCCUACUGUAAGACAUGGCUUUUAACAGCAGGUACUGUAUAUCAUUUUCUAUUGGGACUCAUUUUAUUUUAUAACAGGUAAGACUUAAUGUUAACUUACCUAGUGCAAAUUCUAUAUCACAAUACACAAUAACUUGUGCUGCAUGCUUAAUCAUUUCAUGGAAACCUUACUGGUUAGAGCUUUUCAAAGACAUGUGAAAAAUGAAUGAUAUCAUCAGAGGAAAAAAACAAAAAUAAUAGGAUCCUACAGCCAAUAACCGUAGUUGUCUAUACAUUUCACUUACUUCUACAAAACUGUUUCUUCAAUUAUAAAAGUCAAUACAUGCAACAGUGUAUCACAGUGGGAAGUUUUAAUUUUUUAAUCAUAUUAAUUUGUGUGCGUGAGUGUGUGUGUGUGUGUGUGUGUGUGUGUGUGUGCGUGAGUGUGUGUGUAUGUGUGUGUGUGCGUGAGUGUGUGUGUGUGUGUGUAUAUGUGUGUGUGUGUGCGUGAGUGUGUGUGUGUGUGUGUGUAUGUGUAUGUGUGUGUGUGUGUGUGUGUGUGUAUAUGUGUGUGUGUGUGUAUGUGUGUAUGUGUGUGUGUGUAUGUGUGUAUAUGUGUGUGUGUGUGUAUGUGUGUGUGUGUGUGUAUGUGUGUAUAUGUGUAUGUGUGCGUGUGUGUGUGUGUGUGUGUAUAUGUGUAUGUGUGCGUGAGUGUGUGUGUGUGUGUGUGUAUGUGUAUGUGUGCGUGAGUGUGUAUGUGUGUGUGUGUGUGUGUAUGUGUGUGUGUGUGUGUGUGUGUGUGUGUGUGUGUGUGUGUGCAUGCUCAUGUAUGCUGUGGUGUACACAUGGACAUCAGAGGACAACCUAUGUGAGUAGGUUAUCUCUUUCUACCAGGUAGGUCCUGGGGAUUGAACUCAGGCCUUCUCACUUGGCAGCUAGGGUCUUUACCCUCUGAGUCAUCUCACCAGCCCAGGACUUUAUAUAUUCAUAUUAUUUUCUUAUAUAACAUUAGGUCUCCUUGCCUGGUUUCUUACACCAUGAUGAAUAUAUUCUAUUUUUUUAAAUUUCUUAUUCAGUGGCAAAUAUUUUCCAGACACCUUGCAAACAGUGAAGAUCAUAAAUUUUCUUCAAUCCAAGCAGCACUUAAACUGAACCAUAGAAUUAGAGCUUCAAAACAAGUAGAACAACAAUAGUGGUAACUUCUCUCCCUGAGCCCUUGAGACAUUCCACAGAUUUAUGAGUCUGAACACUUGGUCCCCAACUAAUAGUGCUGAUUUGGAAUUUGGAAGUGGUCUGCUAACCACUUCCUGAGUCCUAUUCCUGCCUCUAAUGCCUUCCCUACCAUCAUGGGCUGUCUUCCUUCAGAUUGUGAGCCAAAAUAGGCCCCUCCUCCCCUAGGUUGUCUCUAGUCAGGGAUUUGGUCUCAGCAGCUAAAACACUAGGACUCCUCAGCAUUUCAUUUACCAAUUUAGUGCAGUCACAGGAAAUCAGAGAUGUGUACGUUGAAAACUCUCACAUCGUUUGCAAAGAAGUUGUAAUACUAGCAUCAGUAAAAGGAGUUUGACCUUCCAGCCUGACAAAUGGCCCCAUGAGCUUGCUCAGAAAUCCGCUGUACAGAUUAGGGACCCAGGUACUUUCCUUGGGUGUUACAGCUCAUGAAGUGAAUGACACAACACACUGAAUGUCUUAACAACGGUUCAGGAGCAAUGGCUUACACUGAAUAAAAUGAGAAAUUUGGCUGGUGAAAUGUAAUGAGCUUUCCAAGUCAUGAGGCACCAGAUGCCAGCAUUUCCUCAAUCACAUAUUAAAGUAUCUUUGUAUAAGUAUACUUUAUGUAAGUAUUGAUAUUAUGAACACUGUAUUUACACAAGGGAGCCCAGAACUUCAAUGUUUGCAUCCAUAUCAGUUACGGUUGCCACUUAAUAUUGCUGCUUUUCUUAUUGAAUGUCAGAUGAGGAAAUCACAGGAAUAAAACUGUAAGCUUGCUUAAGAUGAAAGGCCUUACUUAUGAUUUUGAUAGUUUGUUAUCAUAUAUUGAGGUGUGACAGGCAAGCCAAUUAUUCAACUAAUCAGUUCUAUUCACAUACAGUUCUUCUUUCAAGUGCCACCACGAAUAUUGACAAAAUUAGCGAUGUAAUACAACAUAAUGCACUUUGAUAAAUAUCUGGAAUACGUCAGAAUGAUGAGUUUUCUGCUAUGCAUGAACUACAUCCACAACGUUUUCAAAAACUUGAGUGUAUCAUUGAUGACAAAAAUACUGUGGGUUUGGUUUCCCUCGAGUCUGUUGAAAUCCUUAAAAUGCUUCAUUUCUUAGUGCUUCAUUUUCUUAAGUCGUCUGUUUAGCUGCAAAGAUGUAACGUGAUGAUAGAAAACGGUUUUAAAUCAUCCUAGGUGGACUUAAGGAAGACAGCCUCUGUCGAUUACUGCAGGGGUAUGCUCUACACCACUGAUUCCUUCUGCCCUCUAAUUCCUCAGAGCAUCACUCAUUCAGGCAAAAAGAAUGCGGUUAUUUGAAAUCUUUUGCAUAUGAGGGAAUUAUUUUCCCCGGUAAAAUCCCAAAGGGUGAUGUAAAAUUGUAGCUAGGUGAGUCGAGAGUAAAUACUACAUCCCAGAGGUUUCCAUCAUUUUGGCCCAGCGGAAGGCCCAGCGGAAGUCCCAGCGGAAGUAUUUAGAAUUGUGUCUAACCCCCGUAAGGAGUGGAAAUGCGCAUUUUCUCCGUUUCACCAGUGCCCAUUUUGAUCUCUUACUAUUAGAACACCAACCACUUUCCCUGAGGCAGGCAAGAAGCAGCUGUUACUAACAAGGCUGAGAGAUAAGGACUAGGGGCUUUGUGACUGGAGGGGCACCUGGGAGCAGGGGUCAUCCUUCUGACCUUCCAGCUCUAACCCCAGAACCCUUUCUAACUGGCUUAAAUGGGCUUGUUUUCCAGUUUUGUUAUUAAAAUAGAAGUGGAACUCUGCUUGCCCCAGCCUAUCAGCAUCUCUUUCCUCGGCCUGCCUGACCUUGAGGUGGUGGCAGCUGCUUCAGUGGAGUUAAAAAUGGACCUUCAGGCCGGCUUUCGUUUCUGUUGCUCUGCCUGCAAGCGUCCUCCCACCGAUCUGUUUAUCAAGCCCUCUGUACCGCUUCUGUUGUUGUUUUGCUUAUGAAGAGUCUUUAGCCUGGACAGCUGAUCCUGCUUUUCAAGGCCCUAACCUGCAGGUCCUUGCACAUGUAGUCCCCGAUGUGCAGGGACUGGUGCUGGAACCUCUCCUCGAACAAAACGCACCCCAGCCCCGGGUAUCUCAGCAGUUUCUUCAUCUUCUGAUCCCUGGCAACCCAGCUGGGAAUACGCACGCCUAGCAAAUAGGGCAGCAGGGCAGCGGGAAUAGUGUGGCUAACUGAGUUAGGAAAAAUGUUUGGCAUCUUGCUUUUAUGGGUGUGCGAUCCCCUCUGUCCCUCUUGCCCAGGACUCCCCGGGAGAGUCAUGGGCAUUAUCCCAGCAGGAUAACUUUAUUUUCAUGCUUGAAGACCAAAGCCUUAACUUCUUCCAAAACAGGCCCACACCAGGAACUUCAGCUUCUGGGAAAGGCAAUCGCUCCUAACUAUCCUGCGGGUGGAGCAGGCAACGGAGAUCCCAUUAGUGGUUUUGUUUAGUUUCUUGGCACUGCCCUCCUUUCAGUUCAAGAUCUCUGCUUUCAGAGGCCAGGUCUUAGAACGGUGCCAGGUUCGCCCUGGCCGCAGAGAGAACGUUUUAGUCACAUCUGUAGUAUCCUCAAAGAUGUCCCAUUGAUUCCUGAGUACAGCUGAAGCCAGAGAAGCCCUUGCCACAUCCGACCACCUGCGGAGUCUGGGUGCGGACUGGAGCUGAUGGGUUAGAUGUUAGAACACGAGCAUAAAGGAUGCUCACAUAAUACCGACUCAACUAAGCCAAGGACUUAUUCAGGAUGACACAGCAAAGCCUCGGGUCAUGGCUAACAGGACUUGGAGCUUCCUCCUGCCUGAACAGCUCCUUAGCCAAGACCUGGGCAGCCUGAGCGUGGAAGCACGCAAGCUGUGUGCAGGAGCUCACAUCAACGAAUCCAGGUUAGUGGCCAAAGGGAGGGGGUCCUUAGGUGAAUUACAGUCACGGUGACCAGUGGCCUACCCAGGAAACAGCAGGUAUCCGCCCAACUGGUGGCUGAUCCUCAACUCCCAGAGGCUUGCCUGGGCCCCUGCCUUCACUGCAACUGAAAUGAAUGCGACCUGACCCGGCAGGGGCGGGCCAGGGCACGGGCGGGGCGGGUGGCGCAGGUGGGCGUGCCGGCCAGGCAGGGAGGCUGGACCUAUAAAGCGCUCUCUGUUCCGGAAGCGGAGCGGCGGGGUGCAGCCUGUGCUGGUGGGCGCGGUGGCCCGCAGCCUUCGGCUCGCAGCGGGACUGUGCUGGGGGGCCACUGUCCAAGGAUCGGGCUACUGAGGGCGCCUGCCUCGGUUUGCCCCUCAGCAUCUGGUGAAAUCCCUGCAGCGCCUAAGGGGAAAACCGUUCUGCUCCGCGAGGGAAACAGAGCCGUUGACCAUGGUUGCAACGGGCAGUUUGAGCAGUAAGAACCCGGCCAGCAUUUCAGAGUUGCUGGACGGUGGCUAUCACCCUGGGAGUCUGCUAAGUGAUUUCGACUACUGGGAUUAUGUUGUCCCUGAGCCCAACCUCAACGAGGUGGUAUUUGAAGAGACAACGUGCCAGAAUUUGGUUAAGAUGUUGGAAAACUGUCUAUCCAAAUCAAAGCAAACCAAACUCGGUUGCUCCAAGGUCUUGGUCCCUGAGAAACUGACCCAGAGAAUUGCGCAAGAUGUCCUGCGGCUCUCCUCCACAGAGCCCUGUGGCCUUCGGGGUUGUGUUUUGCACGUGAACUUGGAAAUUGAAAACGUAUGUAAAAAGCUGGAUAGGAUUGUGUGUGAUGCUAGUGUGGUGCCGACUUUUGAGCUGACACUCGUGUUUAAGCAGGAGAACUGCUCAUGGACAGGCCUCAGGGACUUCUUCUUUAGCAGAGGUCGCUUCUCGUCGGGCCUUAGGCGAACUCUGAUCCUCAGCUCAGGAUUUCGACUUGUUAAGAAAAAACUGUACUCUCUGAUUGGAACGACAGUCAUUGAAGAGUGCUAAGGAGGAAAAAACAAUUAAAGUUCCCUAAUGAGUGGAUAAUAAACCUCUGAAGCUAUUCAGUCAGUCAUUUGUAGUUUGCCUGCCUGCCCUCACCAAGAACUCCCAGAUUUAGGCCAUCUUCCUUCUGGAUUUCUCACCCAUAGCAACCUACUUCAAAGGCUCUCUCUCUCUCUCUCUCUCUCUCUCUCUCUCUCUCUCUCUCUCUCUCUCUCUCUCUCUCUCUCUCUCCUCUGCUCUCACCGUGAUCUUCUCAAUGGCACGAUCUUACCAGAUGAUGUCCAGCCCAUCAAAAUAUACAGAGGUCCAUACCACCAGCUUCCUAUUUAGAUUUGAAGAGUUCUUACAUAAGAGGGUACAGUUAAAUUGAUGAGCUUAAUUAAAACAUCACCUUACAUAAGAGCAAAUAAAUAUCACAGUAGCAAGAGCAUGGCCUCUCUGCUUAGUGUUCUCCCCACACCCAUGCCCAAGAGACAAACAGCUUCCAUUGUAUUUUAAUGAUUACAGGAUUACUUUCAAUGUCUGUAGUAUCACGUCAACUCAGUUUUCCUGGUUCUCAACUGUUGAAUGUUGGCAUUUUUUUGUAUCUUCUUUAAUUAGAGAAAGAGAGAUAGCAUGUUGGCCUUUCUGGCAUGUAGUUGAUUGGACUGAGCAAAUGGUGAUUGCCCAUCUAUGAAGAUGGAGAGGGGUAACUCAGACCCUGUCCCAUUCGGGUCCACUUGACAACAUUACUACUUUAUACCAUUAAGAUGCUUAGUCCCCAGGGAGGCAUCUCACCACAUCAAUGGUAGCUCAUCUCUGGCCUCUUCUGAGAACAGGACCACCUUUCCUUAACUUCACACUUAUUUUUAAUUGUCAGUGUGUUUAUAUUUGCAGAACCUGGUUUGACUUUGAGAUGUUGUUGCUACUACAGACUAGAUGUGAAAAUCGUAUAAUAACUUAAGACAACCAGUGCACACAUCCAGCCUCUGCCCACCCUACACACCCACUCCUAGGAAAGAAUAAAUGCUUUGUUCCAUUGGUUUUUGUCUUAUUCUGAGUAACUAAACGAGUUUCUGUUUUUUAUGGCCAUGAGGUAAUUUACCCUCCACAUAACUCUGCUCUGUUCAGCAAGGUCUUUUCAUCCUUGGGUCAUGGAAAGGUGUAUAUUCAGUUCUGCCCAAGCCUUUCGUACAAGUUCAUAUACCUCAGACACCAGCAUGGCUGAGACAGAUAUCUUCACCCUGGCCUUACACAAACAAGCCUGAUGCAGUUACUGAUCCUACAGGUGACCUAAGACAUCACUGUUCCAAUGAGCAGGUGUUCUGACAAAUUGUGUACUUUGGAUGCUUGGGAAGGCACUACAAAGCCAGUCUUGACAGACUGGGACAAUAGGCAAAUCCCUGUUGUUUUGUAGGCUUGCUGAUGUGCAGGGGUCUGAAGGUCACUGUGUUUCCACAGCUCUUUUGAGACACCACCUGGAAGGAUGCCAAGGCUUCUCAGGCAUGGACAUAGAUCCUUUUCCCACUAGCAGCUGUUAGUGGCUCUCUUGCCUGUUUCAGUGACAAAGUGAUGAUGGCUUAAGGAGGCGCCUACAAUGAUAUUCUUGUUAAAAAAGUUCAAGUCUGUCUAUUUUUUACAAUAAAACAUUAUAUGUUUUUAA
This is a messenger RNA of Peromyscus californicus insignis, 6845 nucleotides long. RefSeq names its product DNA damage inducible transcript 4 like (gene Ddit4l). The transcript has 3 exons. Bases 4625 to 5206 code for a protein of 193 amino acids. NCBI's taxonomy places the organism in Eukaryota, Metazoa, Chordata, Mammalia, Rodentia, Cricetidae. Gene Ontology annotation, biological process: negative regulation of signal transduction. Gene Ontology annotation, cellular component: cytoplasm. The record is from RefSeq and is a predicted model, not a curated record.